UUAUUAAGUAAUUAUUUACAUAAGAUAAAAUCAAUAUCCUGCUUAUUAUUUGCAGUUAAAAAAAGACCAGAAGAAGUGAAAAUGAAGAAAGCGAUUACGAUAUCGUUCCUGAAUACCUCGAACAAGGUUCAGAUCCUAUAUUUUCCUUUAUUUUCAUUUUCAUUCUUAAAAAAUUACAAAAAGGAAUUUCUCUCUUGGAGGAAAAAAUUAAAAUUAUUGGGUCAUCAAAGUUCUGGUAUCCAUGUUACUCCAUCUCCCAGCGAUUCUGGUAUCGUCGACUACGAAACAAUAAUUCGAGACAAAGAAAAUGAAUUAACAAAUGUGAGAACGACAAUGGAACACAAUGAAGAAAUUGUUAUUAGGGUUUAUCAAGAGAAAGAACGAUUGUGGCGAGAAAAAAUGACGGAAUUGAAACAUAAAUUAAAAGCAAGCCAACAGGGUGAAAAUGCUCUUCGACAGCAGAUUCAGCGAUGUAAUGAACAGCGCGAUCAAUUUCAGACAACUAUACAGAACUUGAUGAGUGACAAACAAGGUCUGCAAAGAAAGGUAUAA
Dracunculus medinensis (Guinea worm) is the source of this 552-nucleotide messenger RNA. Lineage: Eukaryota; Metazoa; Nematoda; Chromadorea; Rhabditida; Dracunculidae. The record is from the annotation of a GenBank genome assembly.